Messenger RNA from Lates calcarifer (barramundi perch), 4371 nucleotides. RefSeq names its product rap1 GTPase-activating protein 2. Gene Ontology annotation, biological process: activation of GTPase activity; regulation of small GTPase mediated signal transduction. The transcript is spliced from 24 exons. The record is from RefSeq and is a predicted model, not a curated record. Gene Ontology annotation, cellular component: plasma membrane; cytoplasm. NCBI's taxonomy places the organism in Eukaryota, Metazoa, Chordata, Actinopteri, Centropomidae. The coding region runs from base 975 to 3203 and encodes 742 amino acids. Gene Ontology annotation, molecular function: GTPase activator activity.
GACGAGCCGCCAUCUUGCUUUUUACGCGGAUUGUUUAAAGGUGAAUGUGAUUUUCCGUCAGUCCGUCGGACUAAAGUCGUGUUUCUGAUACUUUGUACCCACCUGACAUCGACGCUGAGACGUGAACUUAUCUUCGAACGAGUCAAUAUUAGACCAAUAAUCAACUUUAGAUCAACGCCGAACCUGUAGAAUAGUUUCUCUCUAAGAGGGGAUCCGGGACCUUCUGCUGCCACCGGCGUGAAAGUGUUCACGGGCUGUGACAGCGGCUGGAAACGGAGGAGAAGCUGCUACCGCUGUUUGUAGUGAAGUCUUCAUUCACCGCUAAGACUUUAUAUUAAUAACCGGUAAAAUAUGGUGGAAUGACAAUCUGACGAAGACACGAACAAAUGUGAGAAUGAGGUCUGUGUGUGACGUAGGCUGCGAUGGCCGAGUGGUUAAGGCGUUGGACUUGAAAUCCAAUGGGGUCUCCCCGCGCAGGUUCGAACCCUGCUCGCAGCGGACAGGUGUGUUCAACGACCUGCGGUGACCCAAAAUGGACGCCCAGUGUUGAAGAUCAAUCAGGAAGAGCAACAAGAAACACCAUGGAGUCGUUAGAUCGAGGUUCAGGUGGGACGAGAACAGAGGAGGAUUGAUAAGUCCACAGUCAGCGCUCUCAGAGCUCGCAAACAGGAGCUCCUGACCAUCUCCAAUGUUCCUGUGGUGGACUGCCCCCCCUCCCCACCACGUACCGCACCCCCCACCAUGAAGUCGGCUCAUUUCUUUGACCUGAUGGACAAGAUGGAGCAGGUACCAGAGGCUGCAGAGAUGAAGACGAUCCCCCAGAGACAGAAGGCACGUCUGUCCGUCUGUCCUCACAUCCAUCCAUCCUCCACUGCCUCAUUCAUUCAUCUGUUCAUGUCCAUCAAAACACCACACAUCAGUUCUCUAAUGUCAUCAAUUGACUGAUGACGACAGGUUGAAGUGACAGUGUUCAUAUGUUUAAAUGUGUGUGUCGCAUCAACAAUAAAACUCAUGCAGUGUGUUCCUCAUCAUCUCUUUAUUCACCUGUGUGUGUGUGUGUGUGUGUGUGUGUGUGUGUGUGUGUGUGUGUGUGUGUGUGUGUUCAUGUAUUGUGUGUAACUACUGUCUUUGUGUUUCAGGACGACUACAUUCCUUACCCGAGGAUCGAGGAGGUGUUGGAGAGGGGGGGGCCGUACCCUCAGGUCAUCCUGCCUGAGUUCGGAGGUUACUGGAUCGAGGAUCCCGAGGCUUCUCCUCCUCCUCCUCCUCCUCCUCCCACCUCUCUGGAGAGCCGGGGGGAGGAGGGGGGAGGUUUGGAAGGAAUAGAGGAGGAGGACACACCUGCAGGGGAUUAUGGGUACCGUCUGGAGGAGAUCAACGAGGCUGCGCGGGCGUACAGGAAGCACUUCCUGGGCAGGGAGCAUCUCAACUUCUCGUGUUCAGCCAGCAGUGUGGGAAACCUGCUGCUGUCUGUGAGGCACGAGGAGGAGAAGGAGCAGGAGCACCUCCAUGUUAUCGUCAGGUCUCGGGUGAAGAGCGUCUAUCACAGACUGUCACUGACGGAGCUGCCGGACAUCCCCAGCGUACCAGAGCUGGCCAAGCUGCUGUGUGACGAAGCAGCAGGUCUGCGGUUCAGUCCCGUCCUCUACCCGAAGGCGUCUCAGCUGAUCGUCAACUACGACGAGCACGAGGUCAACAACACCUUCAAGUUCGGAGUCAUUUACCAGAGGUUUGGACAGGUGUCUGAGGAGGAGCUGUUCAGGAACAACGAGGAGACGCCGGCCUUCACGGAGUUCCUGCAGCUGCUGGGAGACACGGUGGAGCUGCAGGACUUUAAAGGGUUUCGGGGGGGUCUGGAUGUGUCCCACGGUCAGACGGGGUCUCAGUCCGUCUACACCGUCCACAGGCAGCAGGAGAUCAUGUUCCACGUCUCCACCAAACUGCCUUUCACCGAGGGAGACGCUCAGCAGCUUCAGAGGAAACGUCACAUAGGAAAUGACAUCGUGGCGGUGGUGUUUCAAGAAGAGGCCACGCCCUUUGUCCCCGACAUGAUCGCAUCCAACUUCCUCCACGCCUUCAUCCUAGUGCAGGUGGAGGAGCCCUGCUCUGACAGCACCACCUACAAGGUGUCCGUCACUGCACGAGAAGACGUGCCUCAGUUUGGCCCGCCCCUCCCAAAUCCAGCCGUCUUUAAGAAGGGUCCAGAGUUCAGAGAGUUUCUUCUCACUAAGCUCAUCAACGCAGAGCUGGCCUGCUACAAGAGCGACCGCUUCGCCCGACUGGAGGAGCGGACCCGGGCCGCCCUGCUGGACAGCCUCCAUGAUGAACUGCAGAGACGCUCCCAGAGCAUGCUGGGAUUGACAUCAGGUCUAGAGGAGGAGGGUCGAGCUGAGAACGGACACGCCCACGGAGGACUCCUGGAGUCCAUCAAGAGGGCGAUGAGAGGACGCAGCGUCUCCAUGGAGACCAUGUCGCGAGGCGGGGCGGGUCUGCCCACCAGUCUGAGUGGGGGGGGUCUGGCACACAUCAGUGCCGAGUGCAUCGUGAAAUCUCCUGUGAAGAGGAGAUCAGGACUUUUCCCUCGUCUGCUGAGCGUCGACAGCCAAACAGAGAAACACAACCAGAGAAGUCUCCUCAGUGAGCAGAGGAGCUUCGACAGCUGCCAGCCGACACUGGAGGUGAAGUCAGAGCUGCCGUCCAAUCCCAGCUCUCCAGAGGCAGGACAACGGGACAGGAUUCACAUGAGGAAGGAGAGCAGUAAGAUUUCCAGAUCAACAUCCAGCACCUGCAGCUUCAGCAUCCCUGCUGACGACACACACCUGCUGGCUCAGGCUGCAGCGGUGGAGGGUCAAAGUUCAAGUCCGCUCCUGGUCUGUCGCAGCCCCACAGAGCUGAAAAAUAAAAACUCUCCCAGAUCCAACCUCAAGUUUCGUUUUGACAAGCUGAGCCACUCUGCUGCAGUAAGUCUGUUUGUGUUUGUGUUGUCAGCAGGAUGGACACCACCUCCUCUGGGCUGUGUGUCUCUGUGUUACAGCUCCACUGAAUACAUUAGAAAGAUCAGUUUUUACAUCCUCUGUCCAUUUUACUGGACGUUAACUGGACACAGACGAUGGACAGAGUCAGAGACAGGAAGAGGCCGAGCCGACACAGGAGCUGCUGUAAAGAGCUGUGAGCUUCUCAGAGAGACUGAUGAACAGCUGUGAUGUUUUCUGACUCUAACACUUGUCUCUGUGCUCAGCAGGGACAUUAGACUGUGAGGACAGCAGUGGGAGGUACGUACACUGUCAUGUUGGUGUUUGUAUGAGCUGACUGAUGAAUGCUCUUUAUUUCACUCUGAAACAUCAUGACUCUGUGACGCCUGAAGAGACAGAAGGACGCAGUCAAAAGUCUUUACUCCAAAUUCUGACCUGACUUUAAUGAGAUUUCCUGAGUCUGUUGAUCAUAAAUGUGACGGUGACCUUCUCUACUCUGACGUCCUGAGGUGAAACUGGUUCAGACCAGGUGACAGUUCAAUGACAACAUGUGAAUCUGAAGAAGAAGCUUCUGCUGUUUGUUGGAGUUUGAGCUUUGAUUGAGUUUUUAAUCUCUUUAUUUUCUCUGCAGUUUCAAAAGAAGAACAAGAAGGAGGUUCAGACAGACAUCAGCCUCCAGGAGGAGGAGGAGGAGGAGGAGGACUGUAAUCUGAAAACACACAAACACUCUCUGAGGAUAAAAAGGUGAUCUGAGUCUUUCAGUAUUGAUUAUCUGCUGAUACAGAGUCUGAUCAGAGACUUAUAUCGACCUGAUCAUUAAAUCUGUAUCUGACAUGUUGGAAUGAAAUGAUCGAUCUGAGAUGAAUUAAAGUUGAACUGGAGAACGGAUUCGACGUGAAGUGAUCCUCAGACACUCAAACCCACAACAGACGAGUCACUGACUGAUCCUGAUCCGUUAAAAUCCUCCCAGAUCAGCCAAACACCAGAGUUCUGCUUUAACGGUGGUUUGAUGCAGAAACCCACAGAAACUGCUGAACAGGACAUGAAGCAGUAAAAUAACACAAAGCUGUGUGGAUCUUCCUCUGUGGAUGUUCUACAUAUAUACAGUAUAUAUACACGUGAACAGACUGAACCAGGGCACUGACUGAAUACUAACUGAACUCUGUCUUUACUGCACUGAAAGCACAAACUGUUCCUCCUCUUCUGGCUCUGAUUUCAGGUGUAAAUCUCUUUUUUCUGUGUCUUUAGAGUUUUUGCAGAACAGAGAUAAUAACUGUUUUAUUUUGAAAGGGGACGAUGAGAGGGAAGAUGUAGCAUUAAAACAAAGAUGUCUGUGUGUGUUUAUAUUUCAUGAUGAAAAUCUGAUGUUAUAAAGUUUCUGCAGGAUGAGUUUCACUGA